AAGAUUAAGGUUGCCAUCAUUGGCGUGGGUAACUGCGCAUCGUCCCUGGUGCAGGGCCUGAGCAAAUACGUUGAAUUGCCGGAUGACGAGAUCGUCCCUGGAGUGAUGCAUAAUCGCAUCGGGGAAUAUCGCAUCGAGGAUAUUGAGGUUGUGGCUGCGUUUGACGUGGACCAGAACAAGGUGGGCAAAGACCUGUCGCAGGCCAUUUUCACCGAACCCAACAAUACGAUAAAGUUCUCCGACGUGCCUUACCUGGGUGUGCCGGUGGAACGCGGAAUGACUCACGACGGGAUCGGGCGCUACCUGGCCGACGUGGUGGUGAAGUCGCCUCACAGCACCGCGGACAUUUCGGGAAUCCUGAAGGACCGCGAGGUGGACGUGGUCAUCAAUUACCUGCCGGUGGGCAGUGAGAUGGCGACCAAAUGGUACGUGGAGCAGAUUCUUGACGCGCGCUGUGCCAUGAUCAACUGCAUCCCGGUGUUCAUCGCCCGCGAAGAUUACUGGCGGGGUCGGUUCGAGGAACGCGGCGUACCCAUCAUCGGCGACGAUAUCAAGUCGCAGGUUGGGGCCACCAUAGUUCACCGCGUGCUGACGCGCCUGAUGGAAAACCGGGGCGCGGAGAUCGACAAUACGUACCAGCUGAACUUCGGUGGCAAUACCGAUUUUCUGAACAUGCUGGAGCGUGAACGUCUGAUAUCCAAAAAAAUCUCCAAGACCGGGUCGGUUACCAGCCAGAUGGAUGAAGAGCCAGAAGCCGAUAUGAUCCACAUUGGCCCCAGCGACCACGUGCCGUGGCUGAAGGACCGGAAAUGGUGUUACAUCCAUAUUGAUGGGAAGGUGUUCGGCGGGGCUCCGGUGAAGCUGGAAGUGAAACUGGAGGUUUGGGAUAGCCCAAACUCGGCGGGCGUGGUGGUGGAUGCCAUCCGGUGCGCCAAGCUGGCACUGGACCAUGGUCAGAGUGGUGCAGUGAUCGGUCCGUCGGCAUACUUCAUGAAGAGUCCGCCGAUCCAGUUUACCGAUUCCGAAGCCCACGACAUGGUGGAGGAGUUCAUCGCCGACCCGGAGGUAGCGGCAGCGAAGAUCGUGAAACCCGGAGGCGAUGCGUAG
Geodia barretti is the source of this 1107-nucleotide messenger RNA. Lineage: Eukaryota; Metazoa; Porifera; Demospongiae; Tetractinellida; Geodiidae. The record is from the annotation of a GenBank genome assembly.